UUGGUAUCUAGGCCUAAACCCCCAAAACCUUUCCAUUUCCACUCUGACGCUUCUAACCCAUACGACGAUUCAAAUCUCAAACCAUGCUCCAUCGCUUCAUCUGCAAAUCAUCUCAUCUCCGAUUCCUCACCCAAAUCUCCAGUAAUACUCAUUUCCUGAAGUCGAGUAUCUGUUCUACUCGCCCCACGAUCGCUGCUCCUGCCUCCUUUUUAUUCCUUAAGGAUUUCCAAUUUUUCUCCACUGACAGGGGCAACAAUGGCGGAGGUUCUCCAUACGGGCCCUCUGAUUCGUGGAAGCUAUCUUCCGAUAUUGAAUCCGUGUUCUCGGAGGAAAUAGAUGUAUCAGAAACAAUUCCACGUGGUGAAAGCCCCCUGCUUAGGGAUUUGGAGGUACCAGAAAAGGGUGGUGCGGUUGCCAGCGGUGGAUUGAGAGAGGAUCACCUGCCGUGGACUAUUGAGGAGGAGGACGGUAACAAGAAUCUGUUCGAAAAUUUGGCAGAAGAUGAAAAGGGUCACCAGGAGUUAGAAAGUAAUGGCACUGUUAGGGAGAAGGAAGAAUGGGCCACAGCAGCAGGGUACCAACCCUGGAGUGUGGCUGUAGAUAAUAUUGGUGAGACCGUGUUUGAUAUAGGAGAAGAACAAAAGCUUGAUGGCGUUGAUUUUAAUGGAGAAGAGGAAGAAAGGUUGCGGAAGGAGAAGCUAGAGGAGGAAAAGAGACUUGAGAUAGAAGAGAAAGCUCUCACUGCUGUUCUUAAAGGUCCAAACCGUGCAUUUGGGGAUUUAGUUGCAGCUUCUGGAAUCACUGAAGAAAUGCUAGAUAGUCUGAUGACUUUAAAAAACCUUGAAGGCAUUCAAGGAUUGCCACCUCUACACGAAAUAGAAGAUAUGCGCUAUGAAAGGAACACAAGAAAAUCUAGUAGAGCAGAAAUUGAGCGUCAAAAACAAGAGGAAGUUGCCAAGGCAAGAGUGAGACAAGUGGAUGAGAAGGGAAGGGCUUAUGGGACAGGAAAGAGAAAAUGCAGUAUAGCCCGUGUUUGGAUUGAACCUGGUGAUGGAAAAUUUAUGGUAAAUGAUAAAGAGUUUGAUGUGUAUUUUCCGAUGCUUGAUCAUAGGGCCAACCUUCUCCGUCCUUUUUCGGAAACAACAACAUUGGGUAUGUGGGAUGUUAAGUGUACCGUAAAAGGUGGUGGUGUAUCAGGUCAAGUUGGUGCGAUUCAGUUGGGCAUUAGCAGAGCGUUGCAAAACUGGGACCCUGAGUUGCGUCGUCCCCUGAGAGAAGGUGGUUUCUUGACCAGAGACUCAAGAGUUGUUGAAAGGAAAAAGCCCGGUAGAGCAAAAGCAAGAAAGAGCUUCCAAUGGGUUAAACGUUGAGCUUCAACUGUAUGGUCAGUUUUUGUAUUAGUUGCUAUAGAAUAUCGCUAUGAGUUAAGAAAAUGGUUCAUGUGUAAUUCUUUUUUGUUUCAAUCCCUCCCGCGGAAUAGAGACCAGGCUUAAAUGUCUUUAAAUGGGAAGGGGCAAAUCAGAACACUAAUAUUUAUGUUGGUUCAUAUUAUUCAAAAAAAAUUAAUUAUUAUGCUGAUGUCUGUUCACCCUGCUGCAUUGUUAAAUAACCAUCCGGGGUUGAUGACGCUCGAAAAAUGUAAAUUUCUGGUUUAAACGGACUGAACUCUUGCUCAUCGGGUAUUAAAGUGAUUUUGUAGUGAUUAUGCUUUUUUUUAAAUAAGGGAUGAGUUUUCUGAGUCAAGG
Molecule: messenger RNA, 1745 nt
Organism: Cuscuta europaea
Lineage: Eukaryota; Viridiplantae; Streptophyta; Magnoliopsida; Solanales; Convolvulaceae
Source: the annotation of a GenBank genome assembly